Molecule: messenger RNA, 1180 nt
Organism: Aplysia californica (California sea hare)
Lineage: Eukaryota; Metazoa; Mollusca; Gastropoda; Aplysiida; Aplysiidae
Product: dynein light chain 4, axonemal
Exons: 3
Coding region: 116-436 (106 amino acids)
Biological process (GO): microtubule-based process
Cellular component (GO): dynein complex
Molecular function (GO): dynein intermediate chain binding; dynein light intermediate chain binding
Source: RefSeq, a predicted model, not a curated record
AGUUACCUGCCGCUGUAUUUUGCAGGAAAUCCAAGUUCAUCUAAACAAGGCGCACUUUACUUUAGGUUGGGAUCUUACUGUUGCUAUUUGCUUGUAAAAGUUCCAUCAGAACAAAAUGGCAGAAGCAACUGAAGAGAAGAAGGCGGAUGCAGAUUCCAAAAGAGUUCACACAUAUCCUUUAAUACGGCAUUCUGACAUGAAUGAUGAAAUGAAGACAGAGGCAAUGGAGUUGUGUGUCACUGCUUGUGAGAAGUUUGCUACAAAUAAUGAGAACGCUGCAAAGAUGAUCAAAGACACGAUGGACAAAAAGUUUGGGGCAUCCUGGCAUGCAGUUGUUGGUGAAGGCUAUGGAUUUGAAAUUACCCAUGAAGUGAAAAAUCUGCUGUACAUGUUUUUUGGUGGGAAUAUGGCAAUUAUUGUUUGGAAGUGCUCUUGAAGAUAUGGCAUAGGUAAUUUACUUUUUGUUCCUUUUCCCACCCUGUUUGGAAAACUAAUCUAUUUUUUUCACUGCUGAUUACUAUUACAAUACUUAACUUCCACUGGUCUUGAAAGUUCUUGUAUUAUAUACAUUGUCAUUAUAUUGACUGAAACUGAAAGGAUGUCUCUUCGGUGAAUUAUUUAUUCAGGGACUUUUUUUUUUACCGUGAGAUUGUGUUGGGGUUGUGUCUUGAUUUAAAAAUUGAUGAAUAGGCCUACAUUAGUUAAAACCAAUUUUGUUAUUUGGAUGCAAUCUCAUGAACUCUAUUAUAAUGAAUAAAUCUUCAAGAAAAAACAGCAUUGCAAUGUAAUUAAUCGUUUAAAUUAGAUUUAAUAGAGUUCACUGCUUCAAGAAUUUACCUGGCCAUUGAGUGGCGAGAAUCAACUUUUCUUUUUGUAUUACUUACGUUUAUAUGGAAAAUGGACCAAAUAUAGUUCCUUUUUAUUGGUUGUGUUUUUACCACUGUAGCCAAACAUUCCGUCCUUUGCUCUCAGUGCCUGUAAGUUGUUCUGUAUGUGUGGCUGUGAAUGUGUGCGUGCGUGCGUGCGUGUGUGGCGUUGCUGUCAGCAGAUGUUUGUUAAUGUUGUGGCCUUUUUUUUUUUUCUUGGACUGUUGUGGAAGAUAAUGUGAGCACAGAAUGAGAAAAGAAUGAAAGAUGAAAUGUUUCAUGGAUAAAAAGUAAUAAACAAAAUAAAAUUAUGA